AUCAAGCAUGGAGCAUGAAUAUCCUUUCAUUCACAAUGAUCAAAACUCAAUAUCAAGUUCUGGUUCAUCUAUGUUGCAGCAAACUAGUGCCUCUACAGAUGCUGAAAAAACCCCUACGACAAUGAACCCUACAAAGCUUGCCAUUGUGCCACAAUUGACAAGGCCAGAGCAAAAUUCAUUGCCAUUAAAAAAUGUGACAAAAAUCAUGAGAAAAGGUUUGCCACCACACAUAAAAAUCUCCGAUGGAGCAAAGGAGAUGACUGAACAAAGUGCCUCAAAGUUCAUUAGCAUGGUAACCAAAAAAGCCACCGAGCGUUGCAUAAGAGAGUCAAGAAAAAUUUUAGGUGCUGAAGAUCUAUUAUGGGCCAUGAUGAGUUUAGGUUACCAUAACUAUUUUAAGAGUUUGAGCUUAUAUCUCGAACGCUAUCGCUAUAGUAAUGGGAUUAGGCCUAUGCAAAUGGUCUGUGAGAUUCCAAAGCCCAUCUUACCAUCUUGUGAGGUUUCUCAACAAGGCUUACCACCACCACCACCACCACCACCUCCACCUCCACCACCGGUUGCUCUUGAGGCAAACUCGUCGAUGAACCGAAACAGUUCUAUUGAGAUUGCUGAAGAAAUUAACAUUGAUGAGUUUUGGGAUGAACUGAGUAAUUUGGGUGAUGACUAGGGUGUUAUCAUGUUAGGGUUUAUUUUUUUAUUUGUUAGUGUUUUUCUGUUGUGUUUUAAGGGUGAAGCAUAAAAUACCUUGUUUAUGCUUUAAAAUAACUGUGAUAAUAAAAAUGAUAUUUUUGGGUUAAUC
Molecule: messenger RNA, 799 nt
Organism: Vicia villosa (hairy vetch)
Lineage: Eukaryota; Viridiplantae; Streptophyta; Magnoliopsida; Fabales; Fabaceae
Product: nuclear transcription factor Y subunit B-9-like
Exons: 2
Coding region: 8-667 (219 amino acids)
Biological process (GO): regulation of transcription by RNA polymerase II
Cellular component (GO): CCAAT-binding factor complex
Molecular function (GO): DNA-binding transcription activator activity, RNA polymerase II-specific; protein heterodimerization activity; RNA polymerase II cis-regulatory region sequence-specific DNA binding
Source: RefSeq, a predicted model, not a curated record